AUGACGGGUGGGCUAGUCCAUCAGCGACCUACCCAGCCAGCCCCAGGCGAUGAUGCCUACCUGCCUUGCCUAGGCACCUACCUGGAUACCUACAUGGUCAGGAAGCAAUCAGCCCCACCCAAGCAAACAUCCUCGGCAGCCAAACUCUUGCUGCAGACCAGAAAAGCGGAAGCGGACGAUCACAAGGCAGGCAAGUUCCCGUGGAUCGACAACGUCCCGUUGAGCGACUGCCUGGGCGAUUUCGGAAGCUGGUACUACAUUACGACAAGACGAUCUGAAGCGCCAUGCGACUACAUCGACCUUGUUCCUCUUGAAAACACGGCACCACCACCACCACCUCCUCCACCUCCUCAUCCUCCUCCUCCGCCAGCCACAGCCAUGCCCUCCAAUAACUUCAUCCACGCGGGCGGCGUCGGCGGCGGCGUCGUGCCCCAGCUAGAUGCCCCUCACUCCGCCAGCAACGCAGGCGACCGCCGAGUGACGAUCCGAUGCAUGCAGUCCUCCAUCAGCCUGCCCGUCACGCCUGAUACCUCGCCCGUGGACCUUUUAUUCUCCGCCGCCAAUCUCAUGAGCCACAACAUCGACCCUCCAUCGAGCAUCGUCGUCGAGUGCUACUUCUCCUUCGGUCUCGAGCGUCCGCUGCGGCGCUACGAGCGCAUCCGAGACAUCCUCAACUCGUGGGAGCGCGACGUCCAACACUCGCUUCUCAUCAUCCCGGGCGGCGCCGCAGACAUCAGCUCGGACCUGAGCAUCGAGCCUGUGCCGCGCUCGCACGAUGCGCCGCCCGGCUUCAUCAACUUCCCCAUGCACCUGUCGCACAGGCCCGGCCGCUGGAACAAGCGCCUCAUCACCCUGCUCGAGACGGGCCAGGUCUACUCGCACAAGAAGCCCGACGCCAAGCUGUCCGACAAGGACAGCACCGCCCUCUGCAACCUCUCCGAUUUCGACGUCUACCAGGUGACCGACCAGGACAUGCUGAAGCGUCUCAAGGUGCCCAAGAAGCACGUGCUCGCCAUCAAGAGCCAGCAGAAAAACAGCGUCUUCCUGAACACGGAGAACUUCAUUCACUUUCUCAGCACCGACGACACGACGGCCGCCCGCAAGCUGCACAAGAGCGUCCAGGAGUGGCGCAGCUGGUAUCUGGUCAACAAAAAGGUCGACCUCGCCAAGAAGGAAAAGGCGCUGCAGACGAACCACGACCGGCUCCACGUGGAAAAGCCGACAGAUAUUGUCAAGAGCGGGCACCACCGCCUGAAGGUGUCCGUGGACGAGACGCCGUACACCAUUGGCAAGUUCGAGCCGCUCCUCGAUAUGAACAGGUUCGAUAAGCCGCUCGAAGAGUUUGGCAAGGACUUUCUGCCAGAAAGGCCCGCCGAGAAGCAGAGGCCACCCGUGCAGAAGGCCACGGCCAGACCCACGACGGCGACGCGGCAGGCGAUCGCCAGCCCUCUGCACUCGCCCCGCGCGCCCGUCUCGCCGCCGCAGCGCAUCGACCCUUUUGCGCGGGAAGACGAGUUCAAGUCGAAUGGGCUGCUGGGCAAGGUAUACGAGGAUCGCAAGCACCACGCCGAGCUGGCCGAGAGGACAUCGGAUGAUUCUCCGGCGGAGGGGCCCUUUACAGGUGGACUCCUGCAGAACCGCUUGCAAGAGGAGAGUCGGUUGCAGGAGCCGAGCCGGCAAGCGAGGUCACUGGACAGGAGCAACACGAAGAGGAGACCGUCUGCGCCCCCGGAACGGAGAUUUCAGCUCGACGCCACCGCCGAGGAGCCGCCCCUCGAGAGCCCGUUCACCGGCGGUCUGCUGCAGACCCGUCUGCAGGAGGAGAGCCGACAGCCCGGUCGCUCGACCGCAGCAACACGCGAAGGCGACGACGGCCUCUGA
Verticillium alfalfae VaMs.102 is the source of this 1881-nucleotide messenger RNA. RefSeq lists its product as hypothetical. The record is from RefSeq and is a predicted model, not a curated record. The coding region runs from base 1 to 1881 and encodes 626 amino acids. The transcript has 4 exons. Lineage: Eukaryota; Fungi; Ascomycota; Sordariomycetes; Glomerellales; Plectosphaerellaceae.